Anolis carolinensis (green anole) is the source of this 1103-nucleotide messenger RNA. RefSeq names its product olfactory receptor 2AP1-like. Gene Ontology annotation, molecular function: olfactory receptor activity; G protein-coupled receptor activity; odorant binding. Gene Ontology annotation, cellular component: membrane. Lineage: Eukaryota; Metazoa; Chordata; Lepidosauria; Squamata; Anolidae. Gene Ontology annotation, biological process: G protein-coupled receptor signaling pathway. The record is from RefSeq and is a predicted model, not a curated record. The coding region runs from base 1 to 969 and encodes 322 amino acids. The transcript has a single exon.
AUGGCAAAAAAGGAAACAAUUAAUCAAACAAUUGUGACAGAAUUCAUCCUCUUAGGAUUCAAGAUAGUUCCUAAACUUCAAAUUGUCCUCUUUGUUGUAUUUUUAGGAAUCUAUUUGGUGACAAUGGCUGGAAAUAUCCUCAUAGCAACAGUAGUUUUCACUAAUCAUAAUCUGCAUAAGCCCAUGUACCUAUUUUUGGGGAAUUUGUCUAUUCUGGAGUCCUGCUACACGUCUACUAUCCUUCCUAGGCUUUUGACUAGUUUUAUAACUAACUACAAAGGUAUUUCAUUUACUGGAUGCUUCCUCCAGUUCUAUUUCUUCGCUUUUUUAGCUGGAGCAGAAAGUUACCUCUUAUCAGCAAUGUCUUACGACAGGUAUUUAGCCAUAUGUAAGCCACUACAUUACACAACCCUCAUGAACAGCAUGUUAUGUGUUCAAUUGUCCUUUACUUCUUGGAUAAUUGGUGUUGUUGCGAGUGCAUUUACAACAGGCUUUACUUUGCAGUUGACAUUUUGUGGCCCCAAUGAAAUUGAUCACUUCUUUUGUGAUUACACACCAUUGUUAAGACUUUCCUGUAGUGAAAUUCAACAGGCGGAAAUAGUAAUGAUGGUCCUAGGUUCUGCUUGCACAAUGCCUCCAUUGUUGCUGACACUGACCUCCUACAUUUGCAUCAUCAUGACUAUUUUAAAAAUCCCAUCAACUACUGGCAGGAGUAAAGCAUUUGCUACUUGUUCUUCUCAUCUUACCGUGGUCUCGAUUUUCUAUGGAACCCUAAUAAUUGUAUACAUCAUCCCAAAAAGCAGCACUCUGAAGGAUCUGAACAAAGUUUUUUCACUGUUCUACACAAUCCUGACUCCGAUGAUCAAUCCUUUCAUUUAUAGUCUGAGAAACAGAGAAUUUAAGGAAGCUUGUGGAAAACAAUUGAGAAAAUUGUAUAAACCGAGGACAACACAGGAAAUACAGUCUUAGUAAAAUAUAAUACUCAAGUAAUAGUCCAGACUCAGAUCACAAUCCCCAGGGCAAAAGUCUAUUUGAUAAAGCAGAGCUGUCACAACAUUUCUGCUAUUACUGCUUGAUAAACAACAACAUAGACAAUGAAUACA